UUAUGUCUUCCACCUGCACAGGUAGGCAACACAAGUCGUGCACGUGAGCGCACAUGACAUCCGCAGCAGCCGGCACUGGACAGACCAUUCUAGGGGGGGACGCUCUCCGGGAGUGCUGUUCGGCUGGCCUAGGCCAUGAAUCACGAAGUCCGGCCUUCCGAAGAUGGGCGAAUGACAUGCUUGACAUCAAAAGCAUUGAUUGCAAAGUGUGCUUUAAAUUUGUGUGCGCUCUUGACUGCAUUUCAUGAUAUACCCAGCAGAGUAUUCGGGACGUGCUUCCUCUCAAGUCGAAGGAAGGAGUUGUCGACGUCAGCUUGACCGAUGGAGGAAUUGUGGCGCGAGCCCCAAGACCAGCCCAGAGUCACUGGGAGGUAGCUCAGCAGUGUCAGCAGAUGGAAAUAUGCCAACAUUGCAAUGCCGUGACGGGGCGACAU
This is a messenger RNA of Vitrella brassicaformis, 434 nucleotides long. NCBI's taxonomy places the organism in Eukaryota, Vitrellaceae. The record is from the annotation of a GenBank genome assembly.